Caenorhabditis elegans is the source of this 1122-nucleotide messenger RNA. It is a transcript of the gene C07D10.1, whose product is annotated as F-box domain-containing protein. The record is from RefSeq and is marked reviewed. NCBI's taxonomy places the organism in Eukaryota, Metazoa, Nematoda, Chromadorea, Rhabditida, Rhabditidae.
AAACUGUUUUCUAUCAGAAUGAGCUCUUCCUGUAGGAGGAUAGAUGACGUGGCACUGUGGAAAGUUUUCAAAUCAGUGGACGCUGCUACGUUACAAAGAUGUAGAAGAGUAUGCACAAAAUGGAAUAGUGAAAUAUUAAGACUCAAUGAAUAUACUAGUAAAUUCACUCCUUGCUCUCUAAUGAUGGAAAUUAAUGCAAAGAAGUUCAAAAUUUCCCUUGGUAAUUUGAAAAGUAGAAAUUGUCUAGAAAUUGAUUCUAUAAAAUUCAAUGAAAUUCAAAAAUCUCUCCGCCACGUGGCACCGCCUGCGACAUUGAUGAUCUAUUUGAGUUGUGAUUCGGAAUCCAGUGCUAUUGAAGAAGUAAUGGGAGGAGCCACUGAAAGAUGGUGCAGUGAGAUUAGAGAGCUCGAAUUCGUCACUCAUAAUCCCAACUUAAAAAUUUCAAGCAUUUUGAAACUUCUUGAAAGAUUUCCAAACUUGAUCCGUUUUUCACUUUCUCAUUGCUUCACUGAGUUUGUUUCAAUAGGUGAAAUAUUUAAGAAACUUUCUCAUUUACAAUACCUAAGAGUUUAUGAUUUUGUUGGAAGCAGUGAAAGUGGACAAUCAAGCGGAUUGGUUUUCGAUGAUAAUGCUGUAAUUCAGCUUAUGAAAAAUCAAACUGGAAGCAGGAAAAUUCAGAAAAUUGAGUUAUUUAAUAUCAAAGUAACAGUUUCAAGGCAUACGAUGAUUGAAUCACUCCGGAAAUUGGCACGUCUUCCGGUUCAGUCGGAAAUAUUCAACAAGCCAAUACUGACAGAGAAAAACAAAGAUAAUCAGUCUAUUCAUCUACUAUUUGAAAAUUGCAUCUGGGAAACCAUAAAAGAGCUCAACUUACUUUCUGAUAUUAUUCGAAUUGCUUCACAAUUCUGUUUUCCAAUUCAACAACAUGAAGAUAAUUUUUUGAAAGGAGACUUUCGUUUUUCAAUUUUUGAUACUAAUUUUGUAUUAAAAUUUGUUGUUUGAUUGUGCUGCUUUUAUUUUGAAUCUCAACUGAUUUAAAUCUAAUAGGAUUCGUUUUUUUUUCUUUUUUUCCAUAUCUGUAAAUAAGUACAACUGUUGAUUCCAACUGGAAAUUAAUAAAAA